Molecule: messenger RNA, 1046 nt
Organism: Corylus avellana
Lineage: Eukaryota; Viridiplantae; Streptophyta; Magnoliopsida; Fagales; Betulaceae
Gene: CCB3
Product: cofactor assembly, complex C (B6F)
Cellular component (GO): chloroplast thylakoid membrane
Source: RefSeq, a predicted model, not a curated record
CACGUCCCACUCACACACUCUCUGAAACUCUUCCUGGACACUAAAAUGGCGACUUGUUCUCAACUACUCGAUUGCUUUCAAAUCAAAGGAAGGCCGGCUCUCUCAUCCAAUCGAGGCCAUUUCCAUGUUUCUGAAAACCUUAGGUGUCCAACGAAAAGAAAGUCGAACCGGGGUUCCCAACUUGCUCGAUGUAGCUCGUAUUUUAGGGAAAUCGUGGCUUUACCUAGCAAUGAACUGCCAAAAAUAGGUGCAUCUCUUUCAGUAGAGCCAUUUGAUGCACACACAGUAGUAGAAGUUCUCAAGAUCGAUCCACCAAGUACAUCAUCACAUGCUGUUUUAGAUUUUAUGCAGAGAUUGGUAGUAGUAGCUGAUUUGGACCCGGCUUCUGCAAAGAUUGCGAUUGCAUUUCUUGGACCCUUUCUCUCCAUAUUUGGUUUUCUGUUUAUUGUGAGAAUAGUAAUGUCCUGGUACCCAAAGCUGCCUGUUGGAAAGUUCCCAUUUGUCAUAGCUUAUGCUCCCACCGAGCCCCUUCUCAUCCCAGCUCGUAAGUUGAUUCCACCCCUUGGUGGAGUUGAUGUAACUCCUGUGGUCUGGUUCGGAUUGAUCAGUUUUCUUAAUGAAAUAUUAGUGGGCCGGCAAGGGCUUCUUGUCCUUCUUUCUCAACAAGUUAGCUGAUAUAUUUGAAAGAUGUAGGAAAGAAGAAUGCUUAUUAUCUAUGUAAAUGGUUUUCACUUUUCAGAGUGUAAAGCUUGCCUAAGAGUUUAUGUUUCAUAUCCAUUAUAUGCAGAGGAGUAAUGCUACACUUUACAUUGUUGAUAUAGCAUGAGCUUAAUGUAGAAAGUUUUGUAUUUUUAAGUAGUCAUUCAACUUAUGCCUCCUGGGCAUGAGGAUAAACUGCUUAGCUCAUCAGGGGUGAAAACUCCUGAAUUACCUGAUAACUUAUUCUUACGGGUAGGGUUAGUUAGCCGUAGGAGUUUGAUUAACGGUGAGAAUUGUUGUACAGUAUGCAUUUGCGACGUUGAAUUAAUCUGAGUAAAGUUCUCCUA